Molecule: messenger RNA, 4767 nt
Organism: Brettanomyces bruxellensis
Lineage: Eukaryota; Fungi; Ascomycota; Pichiomycetes; Pichiales; Pichiaceae
Exons: 1
Coding region: 1-4767 (1588 amino acids)
Cellular component (GO): Ski complex
Molecular function (GO): protein binding
Source: RefSeq, a predicted model, not a curated record
AUGAGUCCGAAAUCGCUCAUAAGACAGGCAAGGAAUGCCCUUUUAUCGAAGGAUUUCGAGGGUGCAAUUGACUAUUGUGAUGAAGCACUAGAGAAAGACAAGGAAGACUAUUAUGCCUUGUUAAUAAAAGGAAAAGCGCUUUUUUCCCAGGAUAAACAGCACAUAAAGGAAGCUACAAAGCUGUAUAAGCUUGCCUGUAAGAUCCGGCCGUUUGAUCCGUCGGCUUGGAAGGGCUUAAUAGAGCUGGAUAGAGAAACAGACAACUUUAAGAGCUUUUUUGAAGAUGUGCUUGGGUUGGCAAAGGCAGAAGAGGCACAAGGGCAGAAUUUGAGGUUGUGCGUUGAUCUUGUGGAUAGGUACAUGCAGAAAUAUUCGAAAAACGGGGAUUCAAACGAUUCAUUACACGAAUAUUACUACAAGCAAAUGAUACCAGGUCUUUCUGAGUUGGGAGACUUUAUUGGUCCGAUGAGUGGCAGCCCGAUAUCAAAGCUAGACAAGUUGAUUACUCUGAUUGCUAAAAGGGAGCAAGUGGAAAUCAAGACGAAGCAGGAUAAGCUAAAAUUCAAGAUGCCGGCACAUCUCACGAGUGAGAAUCGGAAGGUACUUGAUUCUGCAGAAUAUUCGAUAUAUGAACACUCAGAACUUCCAAAGCUUUACAAUAUGGCUUUAGACUUUGACAUCAGCGACAAUCUUAGGGCAAUCUAUGAGGAGCAGCUUUUGAAAUAUAAGUAUCAGAUGCUUUCUGUUGCCACAGACAAGAAACAGGCUUUUCAUGAAACAUAUGAGAUGGUGUCGGACAUGGUGCUUGUUCACACGCACUGCAAGCUUGCCUACGAUCUUUACUUUGAUUGGACCGAUUUUGCGCAAUUGGAGGAUCUGGAUAUGAAGGUUAUUGCGGAGUAUAUCAGGUUAUUUGGCGUUUCGGGACUUGGUGCAAUACUUUAUGCUUAUGCAUUGUCUGAGGUUUCACCUUUUGAUAGGAAGAUGUUUCAGGAGGAGAUGAGUGAAGGGAAGGGGAAGAAAAAGAAGGGGGGUAAGAAUAAGAAUAAAAAGAAGGAGAAUACGAAGAAGGAAAGUACAAAGGAUGCUAAAGAUCAGAAGGAUGUUAAGGGUGAUGAUAAGAAGGGAGAUAAGAAGGGAGAUAAGAAGGGAGAUCAAAAAGAAGACAAGAAGCAUUAUAAGAAAGAAAAUAAGAAACAUGCUAAGAAAGAAGAUACAAAGGAUGAUAAGAAAGAAGAUAUAAAGGAUAAGAAAGAAGAUAAGAAAGAAGAUACAAAGGAUGAUAAGAAAGAAGAUGUAAAGGAUAAGAAAGAAGAUAUAAAGGAUAAGAAAGAAGAUAAGAAAGAAGAUAAAGACAUAGAAAGCGAAGAUGAAGAUUCACAAACACUAGUUAAUGAAGAAGUUCUUGAACUUAUGAUGGCCGGAAUCAGAUUAGCUAAGCAGUCGAUUCUAGCCCACCGGAUCCUCAUCAACUUCUGCAUUCAUCUGAAAAACUACCAGGAGGCUUUAGAUUAUUCUAGAGAGUGCGUGCAGAUCACAGUGAGGCAUUCGAGAUUAAUUGGGGUGCCUUUACCACACUCUAGGCUACAUUCUCUGCUAGAUUUGGCAAUUGUCUACACUUAUUACGAGUCACCAAAGAAUUUUGCAAAGGCAAUGGACCUCUACAGCUCAGUUCUCAAGGCAGAUCCGCAGAACAUCCAGGCGAAAAUCGGCAAGGGAUUGAUAUUUGUGGAGAAUAGGAACUUCAAAAAAGCAGCUGGGCUUUUGAAGGAUGUGGUGAAGGAGAAUGCGGAAAACUAUGAUGCUUGCCACGAGUAUGGAUGGUGCCUUAUUCAGCUUGGUAGGAGGGAGGAGGGACGGAAAUGGACGAAGAGGGCAAUGGAGAUGGUUUCAGGAACGGAUGCCAGUUCGUUGAAUAAGAGGGCUAUUGCUUUGUGGAGGUUGGGGGAGUCUUAUUUGCUUGAUUAUAGGGAGGGAGAAGAUGAAAAUGAGGAUAAAGAAAAAGUGAAGGAUGGGGAUAAAGAAAGAGGGAAGGAUGAAGAAAAAGUGAAAGUAGGAAAGAAAGAAGGAGAAGAUAAGAAUGAAGAAAAUAAAAAUGAAGAUGAAAAGGGAUAUGCAAAGGAAGACAAGAAGGAAGAUGAAAAAGAAAAUGAGGAAUUCAGAAAGGAAGAAAAUAAGCAUAAUAAAAGAGAAGAAAACAAGGAUAAUAAAGAAGAAGAAAAAAAGAAUAAUAAAAAAAUUAAUCAACACGCUGCAGUUCGCGCGGCCUUCGACUACUUCGUCAAAUCACUGAAACAAUCACCAAGCUACCCACCGUGCUACACCUCGCUGGGCUGGCUCCUCCUGAAAGUCUACCACAACGAGACCAAGGCGCUGAGGUGUUUCUAUAAGGCGUUCGAGUUGGAUCCGUCCGAGCUGGAGGCAUGCCGCGAGCUCGUGCGCCACUUCAGUUCCCGCAGGGACUGGGAGAUGGUCGAGGUGAUCUGCACGCGGGUGGUGGCCCACGAGGGGGCCCGGAGGAUGUUGCUGGCGAGGGAGGUUGAGGACGCGUCGUGGCCGUACCGGAUGCUAGGCUGCUCGAGCCUGGAGCAGGGCGACGACUCGGGUGCCAUCGGGCACUUCCAGAAUGCCCUCCGCGUGGCGCCCGGGGACACCGCCGCAUGGGCCGGGUUGGGCGAGGCGUACCUAAGGGGCGGCCGGCUCGAGGCGUCGGCCAAGGUGUUCGCGCACGUGCUGGAGGUGUGCCCCGGCGACUGGUACGCGCGCUACCUUCUCGCGGUGGCCUACAAGGCGAUGCUGCGCUACGGGGAGGCGCUGGAGCAGCUCCAGGCGCUUUCUUCCGGAGGGCACGCUGCAGAGAAGUGCGUGCUCACCACGCUGUACGAGACGCUGAUCGCCCGGGCCCGCCACGAGGUGGACGGGGGCUUUGUGGGCCGUUCGCGGGAUACCAUCCGCGAGGCUGUGGGGGUUUUGAGGCGCGCCUACAAAGUUGACCGGGCAUCGCAGAAACUUUGGAAGGCCGUGCAGGAUAUUUUCGCGCUUUGCCUCGAGGUGGAGUCGGGCUGUGAGGGCGUUGGUGUAGAAAUUCUUGAGGGGAUGAUUGAUGAGAUGAAUGGGGAAAAUUUGGGUGUUAGUAAGGGGGAGGGAAAUAAUUUGAAGGCUGAUAGAAUUGAAAAGAGGAAUAUUUCAGAAUCAAAUGAAAUAAACGACACAAAUAUUUCAAAAUCAAAUUCCACAUAUCCCGACAUCAACCGCCUGCACAGCUACAACGUGCUGGCUGCAAAAAUUGCCCUCCGAGUUCUGCCUGCAUCCGCGGCCAAGCCAAUGCGCGCCGGUGCCCUCUACAACGAGGCCGUGGCGUACCUGGGCUGGGGCCACCGGGACAGCGCCAUAGACAGCCUCCGGAAGGCCGUGCAGCUAGAGCCCGGUAACCCGGAGUUCUGGGCCACGCUCGGUGCCGCAUGCAUCACCAGGAGUGCCCGCGUGUCCCAGCACUGCUUUAUCAGGGCUGCCUCGCUCGCCCCCGGCGCCCCGGACGUAUGGAUCGGUCUCGGCGCGCUCUGUCUCACAUACCGCGACUUCGAGCUGGCCCAGCGCUGCUUUGCGCGCGCCCAGUCCUUGGGACCGUCAACCCCAGCCGCGUGGGCCGGCCUUGCGCUGGCGCUCCACGGGCUGCACGACGCAGACCAGCCGGCGCGCCUACUAACGCAUGCGUACGUGCUCGCCAACGGCCGUGCGCCGCUUUGCGCAUUGCUCUACGGGCUUUCGGUCGUGCGGAAGCGUGUCGGCUGCUCGCCAUCGGAGCGCGAUCUCGGCGCCGUGCAGGAGCUCACAACCGCGCAUGCCGCACUUCGCCACUACCUCCGGUUCCGCCCGAGCGACGUUUUGGCCUCUCGGCUUGCGCUCACCGUCAUGGAGCGCAUCCACGCCUUCGAUGAGGGCAUCCGCGUGUUUCGGCGGGAGCUUGACAAUUAUUCCGGGCCUCGGAAUAACUCGGACUCCGCGCCCUACGCGAUGGCACAGGCCCAGCUCGCAAGGCUCUAUCUCGGGGCUGGGCGGUAUCCGGAGGCAGCCGAGGCCGGCGAUGCUGCGGCGGAAAUUCUCGCGGAGGAUGAAUCCAUGUCGGGCAAAUCGCAAAAAUCCCUCAUGUCGUCCCUCGCGGUGUCCGGGCUCUCGCUGUAUUUCUCCGGGGACUUCGACGCAUCGCUAGCGCAGCUCGCCACAGUCCUCGACGUGUUCCCGGACUCAUCCCGUCUUGUGGUUUUAAUCGCCCAGGUUUUACACGCUUCCGGUCGGCCGGACGCAAGGCAAGCUGCCGUUGACGAACUUAUGAAAAGCAUCGAAAAAUAUGGCACGUCGCCGCUGGUGGCGUCCACUGUUGCCUCGAUUGCCCUCGUCGAUCGACUUGACGAUCUUUUGCCCGCGGCCCGCGAGGAACUUCUUCUGAUGCCUGCCGAUGCACGGGCUGCCGAUAUUUCGUGCGAGAUCCCAGGCUUGGUCGACCAGAUCGACCGGCGGCUGGGUCUGCGUGCCCACAGCCGGCUCUGGCAGCGGGAGGCAUUUUUGUUCCCUGGGCAGGCGGCCGCGUGGCGGCACCUGGACUCCCGCGUAGCGUUGGACGUGGCCUCGCAGUCCGGGGACACUGACUCCGGUGUGCUGGCCGAGUCCUACGUCAGGGCAGGCACCCUCAGGGAGAUCCAGCGGGGGCUCUUUCUUGACCCAGGCAACGUGAACGGCUACCGGGCUCUCAGGGGUUGCUUUGCAUAA